CUUUCUGGUUUCAUAGCCUAGCAAGAUAAAACUAUAAGAAGAAAAAGGCAAGCUCUCGUCCCCGGAAGACUGAGAGAGGGAUAUUCAUUCAAGCUGCGGCUGUGCGCUGUGGCUGUGGCGUGAGAAGGAAAGUCGUCUUCAGCUCCAAACUCUUCCAUCCACCGUCUGGCUACACUAGUCACGGCGGAGCUCAGGCUCCCACCACCACGGCAAUCACCAGCCCCUGUGAGCACCUGAGUGAACCCAUCACCUCUCUUCAUGUGAGAGGCGAUUCGGCGGUCUACACCUCGCCUCAGCACCUAAGGCGCAAAGGCGAGCGCCUUUAACAACACUAGUCUUAAACAUGGUUAAUUGAAAAGUUGAAUUUGAUCAUUCUUUGGAGGUAGUGACUCUAGCAUUUGCUUCACUUGAUGGAGAUAGAUGCUGAGAACAAUGGUAGUGCAACUGGAAUGAGUCUGUUACCCUUGUUGCCCGUGGCAGCAGAAACACAUGGUGAAGGUUUACCAUAUGCACCUGAGAAUUGGCCCGAACCUGGUGAUAUUUGGGGUUGGAGAACUGGUAGGAGAGUUGCUCAGAAUGGCCAUUUCUUGGAUAGGUACCUGUAUCUUCCCGCACGUCUUUCUCAUUCUGAGAUCCCAGGCUCCAGUCGCAAACAUAGACUCUGUUUUCCAAGCAAGCUUUCAGUUGAACGCUACAUCAAAUCAAAUUAUCCAGAAACUGAUAUUGAGGCAUUCUUUGCUUUGUUCAGCUGGAAGAUUCCAUCCAUACCAUCUACACCAACCAAAGGCAACUCAGAUCCUAUAGUUGCCGUACCUCUCCGACAGAUUUCACAUGAUUCAUAUACAGAACAGUCAGCAUCUGAGUCAGAGUCUGUUUCUUCUGGGUGUAAAGUUAAAAAUAAGAUGUGCAAUGGUCAGGUGUUGAAAAAAGCAGGAGAAGAUUCACCGGCUAUGCCUUGUGAUAUUUGUUGUGCUGAGCCAGGAUUUUGCCGUGAUUGUUGCUGCAUUCUUUGUUCCAAAAUUGUUGAUUCAGCUUAUAGAGGCUAUAAUUACAUCCAGUGUCAGGAAAAGAUUAACAACAAUAUCUGUGGGCAUAUUUCGCAUAUGGAAUGUGCUCUUCGAUGUCGCAUGGCUGGAACAGUUGGUGGAAGCAUUGGAUUGGAUGCUGAGUAUUAUUGCCGACGUUGUGAUGGGAGAACUGAUCUGAUUCCUCAUGUUAACAAGCUUCUACGCAUCUGUAAAGCUAUUGAUUCAAAGGAUGACAUUGAAAACAUUUUAAACCUUGGUGCUUGUCUCUUGCGUGGUUCAAAGAAAGCUAUUGCAAAGAAGCUGCUGAGACAUUUUGAAUUGGCUAAUUUAAAGCUUAAAUGUGGGUUUGAUGAUAUCUGGGAGGAGGAGGAGGAAGGCAAUCAUGCAGCUUAUUCUGCUGGCUUCACGGAGAAUGGCCAUGCUCCAAUGGAUGUAAUGCGAGAUGAGAGCCCUUUAAAUGUUAGAAAUUCAGAAUCCUGUGGUCAUCCGCCAGAGUUGGUAGAACUUGAGGUGGAGAUUGAUCAGGCUCUUCAGGAUCUUAGAAAGUCACAGGAAUUUGAGUACAAAUUGGCAGAAGAAAGACUACAUGCCCAGAAGAAUUAUUUGAACAAUUUGUAUCAGCAACUGAAAAGUGAGAAGUCUGAACUGGCGCGUCCAAGAUCAUCAUCAUCUUCUUCUGUUGUAUCUGAUCAUGCUAUCAGAAAAAGAGAGGAACAAAUAAGACUGGAAUCACAGAAACUUGAAGACAUGAAAAAGGUAGCCCAUGGCUUUGGCAGUACACCGCAUUAUAUAUUAAGGGAACACUUUGGCUUAGGAAUUGCAGAUUAAGAUUGCAAAUGUAUCUGCCACUGCUGCUCCACAAAAUCUUCAGGAACAUUGUUAAAUGUCUUUGGGAUAGAGGUUUGCUUAAUGUAAAAAUUGAUCAAAGGUAGUGGAAAUUUUAGUUUAGACUUUCUUUUAAUUAA
Prosopis cineraria is the source of this 1993-nucleotide messenger RNA. RefSeq names its product protein OBERON 2-like. The coding region runs from base 411 to 1856 and encodes 481 amino acids. The record is from RefSeq and is a predicted model, not a curated record. The transcript is spliced from 6 exons. NCBI's taxonomy places the organism in Eukaryota, Viridiplantae, Streptophyta, Magnoliopsida, Fabales, Fabaceae.